Chelmon rostratus (copperband butterflyfish) is the source of this 4287-nucleotide messenger RNA. Its product is annotated as zinc finger protein 350-like. Gene Ontology annotation, biological process: regulation of transcription by RNA polymerase II. Bases 241 to 1410 code for a protein of 389 amino acids. Gene Ontology annotation, molecular function: RNA polymerase II cis-regulatory region sequence-specific DNA binding; DNA-binding transcription factor activity. The record is from RefSeq and is a predicted model, not a curated record. NCBI's taxonomy places the organism in Eukaryota, Metazoa, Chordata, Actinopteri, Chaetodontiformes, Chaetodontidae. The transcript has 2 exons.
GCUCCUGAACGGAAUCUGUUGACCCUCCUGCUCCGACUGUUGGUCCACUAUUGUCUGUUUCUUGACAUUUAACUUUAGAUGUGCGUUUCAGCGCUUGGCUUCUUCCGAUAGAUGGCCGGCUGCUGCAAAGUUUAAGAAAAUAUAUAUUUUCUGCUGGGACUUGUAGUCUCUUUGCACGUUAGCUACCUUGUUGCUAAGCUAGCUGCAGUUUUGUUUCCAGCUCAGCGAGGUUUGGCUGUGAUGGCUGACUUCAGCAGCAGGAUCAUGACGUCUUCUGAACUCCUGGCGGUUGGCGGCGGGCCUGCAGGGAAAGCGACGUCAUCCGCAGUCGUGUCAGGAAACGGAAGCUGGGACGGCGCCGGUGGGCUGGACCAGAUAACAGUGGUGAGAAUAGAUGACACGCACAUUGCUGAGGAGCAGUCUCACGUCGGGGGGAAGUCUAAAGACGGCGCUGCAGAGUACUAUGAGGUGGUGGAGUACUCGAUGCCUGCGGAGGAGGAGGAGGCCGUGGGAGAGGAGGAGGAAGACAGCGUUUAUGUCAUCGAGUAUUCAAAUCCUGAAGAGGAGGGAGAGAGCUACCAGUUCACGAUGUCCGUCGAUCGAUCGCUCCCGGCCAGGAAGCCCGCGGUGAAACAUCCUGUGUUCAGAGAGGACGCCACCGCUCCUUCACCUGUGGCGUCCAAACCGUCCAGGCCACAGAGGCCGAGGCACGAGGUGAGGCAGAAGAGGAAGCUGGUGACUGAGGAGGACGUCCCAAAGGAGGAGGUCAUGAGUAAUAAGUGUGUGUUGGAGCUCGGAGAGAACUACAGCGACGUGAUGGCGAUGAAUUCGGGCUCAGAUAAAAGACUGGUGUGCCUCCUGUGCCCGCCACCAGGAAAGUUCUUCAAGAGAGGCGCCGGGUUGGCCGUCCAUUUAAAACAGAUGCACCAGAUGGUGGGAAAGAAGACGUUCUUCUGCACGUCGUGCCAGAAAUCAGUUCGUACUCAGAUCGAACUGGACGCCCACACAAAACGCCACGCCAACCACAGCGCCGUGUUCACCUGCCUCCUCUGCUCGGUGGAGGUGGAAAACAAAACGGAGGCGGAGAAGACGGGGUUCAAAGGGUCCAAGUGGGGUCUGAAGAAACACCUGGAGAAGGAGCACCCGGGCGUCAUCCCGCGCUGCGACAUCUGUAACAAAGGCUUCAAGUCACUCAUGUCGUACCUGGCCGACCAGUUCAGGCACGUCGGCGUGUCGCCCUACUACUGCGCCAAGUGUCAGAUCUACGAGAUGACCGAGAGGGGUCUGAGCAUCCACGUCAAAAACCAUGACAAGAAGAAGAAGACGCAGGAGUCCGGUGAAAAGCACCUGCAGAUGUUUGGGGUGUCCGCCAUCGUCGAUAACUCCGCCACGGACGACUCCGACUUCUGACACGUUUUGUCCAGCUGAAUUUCUGUCGUCGUUACGAGACUGAAGCGGCGGCAGCUCAGUGACCUCCUCCCCGUCAGACGGACGGCUGACGUUUAUGCAUCUUUGACUGAACUUCUGACACAGCGGUUUGUUUUUGACAGUCAUCAGAUUUAGGAAGCCUUUUCUGUAGACAGCCCUCUUAUUUCAAAGCGUGCCACGUGCUGGAGUCGUCUCCCUGCGGCGGCCGUCAGUGUCACGUACAGUAAGUACACCGAUGUUAAAGCGGCCUCGGCGGGAAUUCAAGGAAAAUUACUGCCCUGAUGUGAGUCAGACAUGUGAUCACUAGCUUCAUUUAAAGGAAUAAAAAUACACUUUUAUUUGCGGGGAGUCAGCUGAGAAGAUCAAUGCCACUGAGGUCUGAAGCUGCUCGACCUCCUACUGCCGCCGUACAGCUCGCUAAUGUGUCGUGUUUGUUUGAUCCGAACUGCAACCAAAGUGUAGAAGCAUCAGGGCCUCGUACGCCAGGCGGUCUGUCAGCCACAGCCAGCGGAGACUCCAAGAAAUAGUCCGACACGAGACCCCCAUAAAACCACAAGAUGAUGAUGAUUUUCCACCCUGCGUCAAGUCUCUAUGCUAUGCUAAGCUAACUGGCUGCUGGCUGUAGCUUUACAAUUAGCAUAGAGACACGAGAGUGGUUAUUUCCCAAAAUGUUAAAACUAUUACUUUAUUACUACUAUUAAACUAUUCCUUUAUGAGAUCUUGGACACGUUGAGCUUUGCAUCAUGACGUCUUCUCAUUUGUAGACGUUCCGCAGAGGAUGCGACGGCCCUGCAGGACUCGCAGGUGUAACUGCUUCUACGAGCAACAUGUAGCAUCUUGAGUAAAAGCGCCACCGCCACCAGAAGUUCUAGCAAUCAGUCCUCGUUAAUCAAGUAGAGUUGAACCAGUUUUAAAGUGAAAUGUGAAGUUAGACUGAGAAACAUGAAGUGACGUCCAGCUUCAGCUGAGGUUCUUCCAAAACGAAGCACAGGUGUGUAAAUGAUCCGAAAUCCCCACAGUGAAGCUGGUCGGUAGACAGAGUGCGUCAGGGCUGCAACUAACACUCACUUUCAUCAUCAGUUAUCCCUUUGAUUCAUCAUUGAGAGGUCAAAAAAUAGUGAAAAUGCACGUUUAAGUUUUCGGAUGUUUUGUUCGAGCAGCCACCAGAACCCAAAGAUACUCACUCGAAAAUGAUUUGGGACGGAAAAGCUGGUUGUUUCAGCUGGAAUGUGAAUAAGACCCAGGAAGCAGAAGAGCUGUGAGUGCCGCCCUCAGCCCUGCGCUGUGUUUGAGGUGUGUGUAAAUACUGUAUAUUCCCUGUUACUCAUGAGUUAUUCCAGUUAGAGUAGAAGAAUCUGCGGCUUCACGGCGCACAGGCCGAGACGAGCGUUUACGGUGAUGAUGUUUACACGGCGGCAGACGGCUGUUCACGUGGUUUAAGUUUGACUUUCAAACACUUCCUGUCCACAGCUUCCUCCCAUCACGGACCGAGCAACCGCAGGGGAAAGAGAGUGAUGGUCCAGCAUGAAUACGCAGUCAGUAACUGCCUCCGUCGUUGUGCACGUGAUGCUCUGCGAGUCUGAAUCUGCAGGGCGUGCCGGUAUUUUUCAUGUGUUACUGCAAAUCAGGUGCUGUCUGCUUCACUGGGGGCAUUUUCCAAAUUUUUGCUGUUCAGCGCAUCAUUCAUGUGGGUGAUCCAUCACAGCGAGCACGCGGCCGCCGCUGCAGCCUCGUCAGCGCAGCGAACAAACGAAAGUCAAUUGAAUUUGUUCACUGUGAUGGAUCUAACCCACAUACCUGCCCAGAAGGCAGGAAGUGGGUUAAAGUCACGUGAUUUGUAGUAAAUGCAUAGAAAGUUGUUUAAAAAGCCUGCAUGCAUGGAAACGCCGUCACUCUAAACGAGAGACGACGAUGACGUGUGAACCUGAUGAAGAAGAUUCACUUAGAAAGGAUUUAGAGAAGUCACACGUUGAUCAAGUGAUCGUUUAGCUCGACAUUCAGAAACUCCAUUAAAAGUAUUUUUAUAAUCGUUGAUGAUCAUUUAAGUCGUUUCUGAAGAUCUAAAAGUGGCAUUGAAAGGCUAAAAAAAUCAAUGACCCUUCGAAGUAAUGAUCAGUAACGGGUCAUGAAAGUGAAAAUAAUUGUCCUAAUUUCCAUCGAACACAUCAAACAGUGUCUCCCAAACGUUUUCUGGCCCCUCAGAUGAAAUCAGUGUCUGCUUGAGACUGAAUUACAAUUUAUUUACAUUAUUCACAAGUUACUACAGUCAUAAUAAUGGCCAUAAGCAGUGAAUGUGUCCAAUAUUUCAAACACACAAACCAGAUAAAAGACAGAUAAACACCAUUUUGUGUAAGUCAAAUAUAUUUUUGCCUUUUUUUAUCCCUUCAGUCAUCUUGUGACCCCUCAGAUUCCCAUUUGGACCCUGUGAGGGGUCUCAGCCCACACGUUGGGAACCACUGAGUAGUGUGUGUGGACCUAAAAUGUGAAAUUAUGAAAAUACCAUAAAUUUAGUGUUUAAAAACAUCAAAUUAACAGUUUUAUUGUUGCAAUCAUGGGAUUAAAGACAUCCCGUCUUUUUUUUCUAAUAGAGGUCAAAAACGUGAAUCAUGAAUAUUCUACAUGUGGAGGCUGAAACAAGUAUUAAAGGUGCUAAAAUAUCAACAGGGUUUGGUGCAUCAACACUGAGAUGAGCUGCAACAAUCUGUUUUAUUAAACAUUUAGAGUUUUUUAAUUUGUGGAGGUGAAAAUGUGUUUGGAAUGAAAUCUUUGUCUUGUAUUUUUGUUUUAUGGUUUUGUGUUUUCUUCGCUGUAACAUUAUCCUUUUUAUUUCCUGACGUCAUUAAAGGGAAACGCCACUGA